UAUUUGAAGAAAAUGGAGGGUUUUAUUUUAACAACGCUGAAGAAAUUAGCAAAAUCAAAUUGAAUGUGACCGAUCUACCAGAAUAUGUACACAAUCUAUGUUUUAAGGACCUAGAAGAAGAAUUUCAGAAAAUUCCAUACGGUCUUGUGAAAGCCUAUGGCGUUUCACAAACAAAACUUAACUUGCACAAAAAUAGGUACAGAGGACUCUACCCGUAUGAUGAUACGCGAGUUUUAGUUCGCGGUGGAGAAACAGACUACAUUAAUGCAAGCUUUAUAGACGGAUUCAAAAGGCGAAAUGCAUAUAUUGCUACAUUGGGUCCAAUGACUAAGCAGCUCGGCGAUUUCGGCCAAUUCUGGCGAAUGGUCUGGCAACAGAAAGUGGAGAAGAUUGUCAUGGUGACUAACUUGGUAGAGGGAAAGAAAACUAAAUGCGAGCAAUAUUGGCCUGAUCAUUACCAAAGAAAUAUGUUCGGCGAUAUAAAGGUUGUGUGCAAGGAUGAAAAACUGUACAAAGAUUUUAUUUGGAGAAACUUUACUCUUUUUAAGAAUUCUAAGAAACGAAGUCUACAUCAUCUACAGUUUACGAGCUGGCCAGACAAGGGCGUCCCUGAUGAUGUCACAUCAUUUAUAGAGUUUAGACAGAGGGUUAAUGCCUUGGCGAGUACUUUCGAUGGACCAGUAGUUGUGCAUUGCAGUUCUGGCGUAGGAAGAACGGGAACCUACAUAGCUCUAGACAUUCUUACAAAAGAGGGUGAGGCAGAAGGAGCUAUAGAUAUCCUGGGAUGCGUUCUCAAUAUGAGACAAAACAGACCCAACAUGAUUCAGACCUUGAGUCAAUACAAGUAUAUUCACCAAGCUUUGGUCCAUACAUUGACUCCUGAUCGUGUGUUUAUACACACGUUUAUAAGAAGAGAACACUUCAGUCAAUAUAUGGACAAAUCAAGUAAACAGGAGAUACAGAAGCAGUUUGAGAGAAUGCAGUCGGAUCAUGAGAAAAAGCCGGAUAAUGAAUUGUUAGCUACGGAACAGAAUCGGCUCCUGGCAAAAAAGAACAGGAAACACGCGGAUAUACCAGGUAUCUCCAAAAGACCGCAUCUGAAUCUGUUCAUGAAUACAGACGAAUCCGAUUACAAAAAUGCGAUAUGCAUCGACGGUUUUAAAACAAAGAACCGCUUCUUGGUUGCAAAAACACCUCUGCCCGACACAGUUAACGAUUUCAUUGCACUUACUGUUCAAGAAAACUGUUCCUGUAUCGUUAGUAUGGAGGCACACCUGGAAAAGCAUAAGAGAAUUGGCUUAUACUUUCCUGGUGACAAUCAAACAAUGAAGAAGGGAAUAAUUUCCGUACAAGCAAACACAGAUCAAAGGGCAAGAAACUUCGUUAAAAGAAUGCUGCAUUUCAAGCACGAAGGAACGACCAAGAAAGAUGUGACAAUUCCACACUUUCAAUAUUUGGACUGGGAUACAAAGCACAACGUUCCUAAAUCGACAAAAAGCUUCGUUGCCUUCAUCAAAGAGAUUGAAGCCGUAUCCAAAUCCUCUAACCUGAGUGGACCGAUACUAUUGCAUUGUCUAAACGGUGCUGGAAAGAGCGGCCUUUUUUGUGUUGUCUCGAUAUUACUUGAACAAUUGGAUGAAGAUAAUGAAGUCAGUGUGGUCAAUGCGGUGAAAAAAGUCAGAGCUGGAAGACCGCUCGCUAUUCCAGAUAAGGAACAGCUUUACUUCUGCUACGAGUGUGUUCUCCAUUCCGUGAACGAAACCGAUAAAGCUGUGUAUUACAACCUAAGAGGUGAUAUCCAGAGAAAAUGAACACGGCUGACCAAUUCGGCGCAAUGACACACGUAGUGUUAACCUUGACUCGAAAGCAUGAAAGUGUAUAAAUUUAAUAGUCAAAUGAUGACAUAUUAAGUAAUGUUUUUCAAUACGUUGAGACAUGAUGGAAAAAUGGAAAUUAUUUCCAUGUAACUUUAUUGCAACACUAUAUCACCUUCAUAGUAUUUCACCUGCUAAUAUAAACAUUGUAUUGUUAAUCCGUUGUAUUUGGUUUGACUGCAUAUAUCCCUGCUUUUAUUACUUUAACCAUAUUGUAGAGUGUUUUCUUGUUAUGUUUUUAAAUGAUUCUCUCUAGUCUCAAUUUCUCAAAGCAUAACUCACUUAAGUAUCUUAUUUUAUUUGGUAAAGUUACUUACUUAGAUAUGAUUUAAUAAAACCAAAAGUAGCUUAUCUUAUUGCUCUCAAAUAUUAUUUUCUGUACAAAACCCAUUACUCUUUAAAAAGAGAAUAUUUCUUGAUACAAACCAAAUCCAAAAUAAUCUUGAGCUUGAUCCUGUUAUGCGGGACUUCAGAUGUCUUGAGAAAUUCUGGUGGAGAAUUUCAAACAGGCAAUGUUUUAUAUGCAGGCGGACAGUGUCAACAAUUGAAAUUGAUUAGUAACAAAGGUAUUGCAAUAUAUGCACGCUACUUAUAGCUUGGUUAGCUUGCCUAAAUGUUACAGAAAACAUUCUACAUCAAAUCCUCGUGAGUGAAAUUAUUCAAACUAUUAUUACUAUCAUGUUAUUUAUGUAUAUACAAUUAUAAAUUUCAUUGUGUUUUUGCAAGGGCUUUGUACAUUCUACUUUGAAUACACACUUUCUUUGUAAAUUGUUAAAAAUAGACAUAAGGAAUAGUUUUUUAUUUGUUGUUGUAUUUAACAAGGGUUUUUACGUAUGUUUAAGUGUUGUAAGCGUUUAUAUGUAAAAUAGCAUUUCAUAAGUUUUAUUGUUCAAUCAGGAAAUGUAUUGAAGGAGCAGAUGUGCACGCAAUGGUGGAGUUUAUGAAUUAUGUACAGCUGUGUAUAUCUUUGUGCAGUACUGUUGCUUAACAGCUUAUAUUACUAUUUUGUAUUGUAAUUUGAAAGAAAUCAUUUCAAUGAAUUACUUAAUUUUCUAAAUACUUUGAAGUGUCCAAAUAAUGAACUUGAAAUAAUUAGUAUUAUUAAAUAAACGAUAAGUCUACAGCCUCUCAGGUGUCAAG
This is a messenger RNA of Mya arenaria, 3014 nucleotides long. RefSeq names its product receptor-type tyrosine-protein phosphatase kappa-like. The transcript has 16 exons. Gene Ontology annotation, molecular function: protein tyrosine phosphatase activity. Bases 324 to 1811 code for a protein of 495 amino acids. NCBI's taxonomy places the organism in Eukaryota, Metazoa, Mollusca, Bivalvia, Myida, Myidae. The record is from RefSeq and is a predicted model, not a curated record. Gene Ontology annotation, biological process: protein dephosphorylation.